AUGGAUGAACCUCAGGUCUCGGCUCGCCAAGUAGCAACAUAUGCCAAUGGGGCAAUGCCUUUCAUUCAAGAGGUCAAUAGCGUACACACCGAGCUGAUUGCCACACACGAUCAGCGUACAGCCAACUAUGUCCAUCAUGGCUGGUCUAUCGAUGCGGUUCAAACAGUCUCACCCUGGAUUUUGUCACGUAUAGAUGCAAAGAACCGGCUAAGCGAGAAAGGAAAGUGGAUGACGAGGCGAACACUGGCCCGACGUCUGCGAGUGCAAGUGAUGGUUGAGGAUCUUUCUCCAGUACCGGAAUUUGCAAGAGCAAUUAUUGAGGCACUGGAAAAACCAAGUCUGUAUAAAAGGUUCCGAGCCGUUUACCUCGCAAUGAGUCGUUGGGGAGAUGUGGUACCAUUGGAAAUCGAGAUGGGAUCUUCUCUAACCUUGACGGAUACGGAAGUGAACUUCGACCAGCUCCCAAAGACGAACGUAUAUAAUAGUCUCACCCACUUGUCGACAAUCAAAACCGCACGUAUUAGUAGAUAUGGAGGUGCCACCAGCGCAGGAUGGGAGGACGGAAGGUGGAUUAUAAUGGACGCUCCUACCUCGGAAUGGCAGACAAUCAAAAUUGUCGCAGUCGCUCCAAUUUUUAGCCUUCUCGCUGACGACAUUCAAGUACAAAUCACAAACCUGUACAAUGAACGGUUAUCCUACGUUCCCCCUCUCACAAUCAACCCGAUACGUUGGCAAUGUCAAAUACACGAUGACACAAGUAAUGCUUCAAAGACGAUUUCAAGGAUAAUAACUCAUAGCUCGGAUAACAUUGAUCGGUUUGAAGUCGACUAUCUCGGCGAUGCAAUACCGCAACUUGACAAGGAUGAGGCCAACAAACAUACAUUCACACUUACCCAUGGAGAGCACAUCGUUGAAAUUUUGGCUAGUGGUGAUGACGAUGGGCUUCGUGGAGUGCAGUUUAUUACGAAUAAAGGACGAUGCUCCGCCAUAUAUGGAACACUUGAAGGUGUUCCAACUAUUGCAAGGAGUAAAGGUGGAAUUUUGGCAGGCCUAUCAGUGACUAGCAAGGUACAUCCUACACGGGGAUACUUGGCCACCUCAUUCCGGGGCAUCUGGCGCCAUGAUUUAAUACCACAUGCACCCAAAGAAAACGACGUGUUCUCGGAGUAUUUUGGUGCAAGGACUCACCAUGGAAGUGGGUUCAACGACCGCGCCCCAUUCAGCUAUACUAGCGAUUCAAGCGAUAGUAGCAUAACACUCUCGCCAGAAGCAAACAUUCUAGGCGAAUACGACAAGACAUUGAGAAACAAUCGGUGGCUUUACGGCUUUCGGGUGGACAACAUGGACGGACCUCAGGUUGUAGCACUCCAAGUAGCCUCUUACGUUAUUGGAUCAUCUCCCUAUAUUGAGGAGAAGAAUGACACAUUCGUUGAAGUAGUCAAUACUCAUACUAAACGGGGAUCUAACUAUGUUCAUCAUGGAUGGUCAAUUGGCGCAGUUGCAACACUAUCGCCCUGGAUUGCGUCCCGUAUAGAUGUAAAGAACCGCCAUAAUGCAGCAGGGGCCUGGGUCACGAGAAGAACAGUUGUUUCGCGGCUCCGUGUUCAAAUACAGGCUGAGGACCUCAUUGCGACUUCAGACUUUCAAACAGCAAUUGAAGAAGCGCUGAAGAGGCCAACCAGGUUCGAACAGUUCCAUGAGGUCUACCGUGCCCUUAGUCGUUGGGGAGACGUAGUACCACUGGUUAGAGGUAGAAUGGGAUACUCUCUGUCAUUAACGGACACAGAGGCAAACUUUUCUCGACUUCUACCUGGAACUUUGGACUACAGCCUUACCCAUUUGCCAACAAUUAAUACGGCCAAUGUGACAAGAAAGGGUGCUACGAGCUACGCGGGAUGGAACGAGGCGUCAGCUAUGAUAGAUGUACCACCCAUUGAGUGGCGACCAGUUAAAGUUGUCGAAGUCUUACCAACCCUCAAACUCCUUCCCAACGAGCUACAAGCGCAGCUUACCAACCUAUAUGCUGAAAGGUUAACUUACGUUCCUCCCCUCACUGUCGCCCCAAUUAGUUACUUGUGCAAGGUGAACGAUGAUACUGUCAACGCUUCAAAAACAAUUUGGAGGGUGGAGAUUCGUGGGACAGCCCAUAUCAUCGGACUUUCGACUCACUACUUCGAUGGUGUGAUAUCCCGAGGUGGCAAGGAUGGAGGUAACCACCAUAUGUUCACACUGACCGAAGGGGAACACAUUAUCGAAAUGUUGACCUGCGCUGACGGUGAAUGGCUUCGGGGAAUACAGUUUAUCACAAAUAUGGGGCGUUGCUCUGUCAUAUACGGCUCCCUCGAAGGGACUCCGGUCAUUUCAAGGAGCAAGGGUGGUAUUUUGGUUGGUUUGACGACAAGUACCAAGAAGCAUUCCGAGUGGGACUAUUUGGUUACCGGAGUCAAUGUUAGUACUACUUUUUACGAGCCCCAAACAUAUAUGGACGAUGCGACUAAACAGGGAAUAUGGCGCUGUGAUUUUCUACGAAGCGUGCCUAAAGAAAACGACGUGUACUCCGACUAUUUUGGCGCAAAAACUCACAACGGAACGGGCUUCAAUGAUCGAGAUGAUGGCAUCGAUGGGAUUCAGUUUAUAUACAGAGAUACGCGAAAUAGUCAAAGUGAGAAGAUAAAAUCAGUACUUCAUGGGGGAUCCGGGAGUAGCCAUCAUCAAUUCGAGCUUAGAGAUGGAGAUUAUGUUUUGGAACUAACCGAGGUCGUACGAGUGAUAUAUACGGUGGAGGAAGCGGUCGGUCGUUCUCCACCCAGGCCCCCAUCGACAAAGCUGGGCGAUACCAUCGCUUGCAAUACAUACUUGGUAAAAGCCGGAGAGUAUGUUCUUGGCACCAGCUGGUUUUAUUCCAAGGAAGUGUUCCGUAUGCAUACGCACUCGAUGGCUGAUACCUCUCCCCUCGCAAAGCAGAUAUCUAUGGUCAGUGACUGGCUGGCCACAGUGGAAGUGAUACGAACCAACCUGAAGCUGCCUGAUCUUACUACCAAGUCUGGAUUACGCCAGGUUGCCCGUUCGCCUCAUAAAGUAUAUCCUCGUCUUGAAAAAGCGUAUACCGAUCACCUCAAGGACCCACUGGCGCUUGGUGCCCUUGCCCUCAUAUGGGGAAGGAUCUGGACUGAGUCUCGAGCCAGGCAGGCCUUGUAUGAUACUGGGUUCUUGAUUAAUAUCAUUCGCUUGAUCACUACAACGCCGGAUUGUCGAAUCCCUGCGCUCCAAUCAAUUGUUACAAUCGUCCAUCACGCGUCUCAGCCGGUCUUGACAGACAUCGCGCAUCGUACUACGCGUACUUUGCUACUCCUCCUUCGCUCAGAUGCCGAAUCCGUUAGGGUUCAUGAGCUUUGCAUCAUCAUUCUUACACACACCGCGGCCGCCUCCUUGGAUACCCUUCGAUCCGAUGGUAUCGAUUAUAAUACGCUCAUACAGGCUUUGAGUCGUGCAGUACACCGUCCCAACUCCACCCACACCAUGCAAACACAUUUUUUGGGAUUCCUACGAGCGACGUCCUCUCGUUUGCACUUCAACAUCUCUGCCGAUCCAUCGUCUGUCCACUUUAUUAUUGCUCACUUCCCUAGCACCAAUUUCGCAACUCGGGGAGACGCAUUGCUUGCUCUCAAUGAUCUUUAUGCCUCGGGUGCCGAACAGGAGCGCUCUUCCUGGGAUCCAAAUGCGUACUAUCGGGCUGCCUUAGCAGCCCAAACGGAACUCUCAGACGACAUUCUGGAACGCAUGGAAAUCCAUAUGGGUGGUCAGUUAAUGGCAUGCGACAUAUAUGUCAACACUCGCGCCACAGACGACUUCCAAGACGCGAUGGCCACGGUUUUGGAAGACAAGGAUAUGUACACCCUUGCUAAGAGACUAUACCCCUUGAUCCUAUCGACCGAGUCCAAUGCGCUACCGCUUGCUGCAGAUGCCAUUCGUAUGAGGGGAAUACCCGGGGAACGACUGGCAGCCGACGUUAUCGAAGUCAAGCAUGCUCUAUUGACUCGCCAAAACGCUGUCGUGCGCCAAAUUUGCUCCGAGAGGAUUGAAUCCGAUUCUCAUGUCGCAUUCUUCUACUAUGCCAUGGUUCUGGCAGCCAGUUCCUCUGGAGGAGACCCAUCGGCCAAGCGUAUGCCCACCGCUGAAAGGCUUAAAUUGGCGAAACGAGGCCUUUUGUGCGAGGGCGCGUCGAACUAUAUUCGAUUGGGAUUGCACAAAGUUGCGUCGGAAUGUGCAUAUAAACUUGGCAUAGACCGACUGAAGACUGCAUCUGGCCCCCCAAUGGGUAGAGUGAAGCCAUCAAAUGAUAACACGGAGGAUUCAGAUGAAGAUGAAGAACUUUCGCCCCGUCGGACUAUGAAGUACUACACUGAGGCUGUCGUAUAUCUGACCAGCGCGCUCGAAGAUGCAAGGUCAUAUACGCGGAGUGCGCCAUUAGACUACAGGUUGCACAAGAGUGUCUUACUUAUGGAGACUAUCUUGACCAUCGUUCUUGAAGGGAGACCCGUUCGGGAGCUCGAGUCAUUGAUUUCUCAACAGGAGAUCGUUGACCAACUCUAUACUACCUUAUAUUCGGAAAUACCCAGAACACACUCCCGUCUUGUAAUCAACUCCAUCAUACCCAACUGGGAGAGUGCCCAGCAGGAGUGGGAUACUCUACUCAGGAAGUUCGAUCGAAGGGCGCCCGUGGGUGAACCUGAACACACCCACAAUCAUCCUCAUGAUGUUGAAGAGGGGCUUCACGACGAACUCGAGCCUGAAAUGGACUUUGGCUUCAGCGGUCGACCUCCGACCUAUAUAUCCACUUUGGAUAUUCCGGCGCUCGUCCAUCCUUCGGGUGCAUUGAUUCCUGUUGUAGAUGUGGAUAAGUCCCGCCAAGAGGAGGAGCUGCGUCAAGCAUAUGUGGGGUUAGCAGCUUGGAUGGAGGGUGCUCCCAAUUCAGCUAUUUCGAACAACCUUUCCAAUUCUCUUAGUAUCCCCGGCAUGUCAUCUAUCGAGCCUUCUCCAAUCACGCCGAUUACACCCGUCGCCAUUUCCCCUCAGAUCCCUGUCGUAUCUCCUUGCCCGCUUGAUCGUAAGCCAUUCAUCGACGAGCAGAUUGUGCCAAUUGCCCAGUACAUGUGCUCUGCGUGCCACAAUCCAAGUGAUGGAUCCGAUCUCAAGACAUGCAGUGGGUGCAGGCGCACGAAGUACUGUGACGAAGUUUGUCAGAAGAAACAUUGGAUUAACGGUCAUGGGGACGAGUGUCUUCCCGAAACUAUAUAG
Molecule: messenger RNA, 5298 nt
Organism: Rhizoctonia solani
Lineage: Eukaryota; Fungi; Basidiomycota; Agaricomycetes; Cantharellales; Ceratobasidiaceae
Product: Jacalin-like lectin domain protein
Exons: 28
Coding region: 1-5298 (1765 amino acids)
Source: RefSeq, a predicted model, not a curated record